Molecule: messenger RNA, 4750 nt
Organism: Astyanax mexicanus (Mexican tetra)
Lineage: Eukaryota; Metazoa; Chordata; Actinopteri; Characiformes; Acestrorhamphidae
Gene: mctp2a
Product: multiple C2 domains, transmembrane 2a
Exons: 23
Coding region: 158-2974 (938 amino acids)
Biological process (GO): regulation of neurotransmitter secretion
Cellular component (GO): synaptic vesicle membrane
Molecular function (GO): calcium ion binding
Source: RefSeq, a predicted model, not a curated record
CACACACACACACACACACCCGAAACCAGCUUAAUGAGACAGAAGCUGAAGCACAGGAGGGACUGGUCAUGACUUGCUUAAGGAAACUAUAAAGUAGUGUUUUUACCUGGAAAUAGAAAUAGAGUAAGAGAAAAAAAAAACCUCAACUGUUGUUAAAAUGGAUCCCAAGAAGAAUGUUUUAUCCAAAUUGCGAGAUUUUAAACUCUUUAAUGUGAAGAAGAAGAAGAAGACUCCCUUGAAAUACAGGCGGAGUAUCUCGGUGCCUGAUCUCAGCAGGUCAUCACCAGUGAUGGCGAACAGAUUUGACCAGAUUAAAGCCCCCGACUCCACCGCCGACCUGAGCUUUAUCGAAGAAACCUCCAGUGUGGCUUAUUCUGAUAACCUCUCCGUCACAGACGUGGCCUUUUCAGCCUGGCCCACAGACCAGCUCCAAUGUCCAGACACACCAUCCUCAACCAGUUCCAGAGAGCGGCACACCGCACCAGACACACAACCUCUAACCCAGUUACUGCCCCGAAACACUUCUGCAGACAAAGCUUGUUUAAUUAACCGAUCCCCCUUUCCAUCUACACCAUCUGCAACCAAGGUUCUGGAUCAGUUCACCUUUCCAGACACACCGUCAUCAGCCAGGCAUACUGUGUGGGAUGUGCCACCAACAUCAGACUCACCAGCUGUUGUGGAUAACCCUACCAAUAAUGACAUGCCUGAUAAGAAAGCAGAAAAAGGAGACAGAAAAACCAAAUGGUACAUCGACGACCAGGACAGUGAUUCUGAAUCUGACGAGGAAUGUUCUGAGCAGGAAAUAACAGCAGCGAUAGAUCUCUUAUCUCCAGGAAGUACAGACAUGUGCGUUAGUGGAUCAGCUGAGGAUAUAGAUGAAGUUCCAAAUGAGAGCAGUGACUACGACACCAGCGUCUCAGGAGGAGAAAAAAAGGUCCACUAUGUCCUCACCAUCAACUUAAAGGAAGGAAAGAACCUGGUGAUCAGAGAUCGCACUGGUACCAGUGACCCCUUCGUCAAAUUCAAAGUAGACGGCAAGACCGUGUACAAAAGCAAAGUCGUGCACAGAAACUUGAACCCCACCUGGAAUGAGUCCUUCUCUUUCCCCAUCAGAGACCUGGAGCAGAGCAUUUCAGUUCAGGUGUAUGACCGCGACCUGAGGUCACAUGACUUCAUGGGUUCCAACACGAUCAGUUUAAGUAAACUGGAGCUGGAAAAAACAUGUGAGAUAAUAUUGCCUUUAGAAGAUACUAACAGUCCAGAGAACGACAUGGGGGUGAUUGUCUUAGACGCCUGCGUGGCUGUCUCUGAGGAGCCCGCUAAACGAACUAAGUGGCCAUUGAAGAGGAAAGGAAGCUUUAAUAAGGGUCAGCCACAGCAGGCACGAGGAGCUGCCACACAGAAGUGCCAGCUUUGGAGCGAAGUGUACACGGUGGUGCUGGUAGAGGGGCAGGACAUGCCUGACGGUGGGGAGGGCGACAUGUACGUCCUUUUCAGCCUGGGUGAGCAGAGAUAUCGCAGCAAGAAUCUGUGCAUUAAGGCCAACCCGCAGUGGAGGGAGAGGUUCGACUUCAACCGUUUUGAUGAUGGCCAAUCAGAUAAGUUGAUGGUGGAGAUUUUCUGCAAGAGGGGCCGAAAACGUGAAGAACGCUGGGGAAUGCAAGAAUAUGACCUUUCAGAACUACACCUCAACAAGAAGCACUCAUACACACACACAAUGGGUGCAGGAAAGGGCCGGCUGGUGUUCUUGGUCACUCGAACCCCCUGCCCCGGAGCGUCCAUCUCUGACCUGCGAUCUGCUUUAUCAGACAUCAGUGAGGAGACGCUGCAGCAAUACAGUCUGACGAACACACUGCUGAACCUACAGGAUGUUGGGUACCUCCAGGUCAAGGUUGUGAGGGCCACAGACCUUUCCUCCACAGAUCUGAAUGGUAAAAGUGACCCAUUUUGUAUGCUGGAGCUUGGAAACAGCAAGCUGCAAACUCAAACCAUGUACAAGACCCUCAAUCCAGAAUGGAGAACAAUGCUUACAUUUCCAAUUAGGGACAUCCAUGAGGUCUUGGAGCUGAGCGUUUUUGGCGAAGAUGGGGACAAAUCAGGAAACUUCCUGGGAAAAGUUGCUAUUCCUUUGCUGACAGUCUCCAAUGGACAGCAGAUAACCAGCCUUCUAAAAAAAGAGGAUUUGACGGGGCCAUCCAAAGGGAGCAUCACUCUGGAGAUGAAUGUUGUCUACAACCCGGUCAGAGCUGCCAUUAGAACUUUCAAGCCCAAAGAAAAGAAGUUUGUGGAGGACAACCCAAAGUUCAAUAAAAAGCUGUUAGCGCGCAACAUUUACCGUGUGAGGAGGAUCAGCAUGGCUGUGCUGUAUACACUGCAGUACAUUAAUAGCUGCUUUCAGUGGGAGAGCACUCAGAGGAGCGUCACCGCCUUCCUGAUCUUUGUAGUGAUGGUGUGCCACUUCGAGCUCUUCAUGCUGCCUCUUUUCCUCCUCCUGCUGAUUGGCUGGAACUACUUUCACAACACCCCGGGCGCGGGCAGCCACAGUCAGGACCUGGAGAGCAUGUCCGUGGCGGAGGACGAAGACGAGGAUGAAAAGGAAUCGGAGAAAAGAGGCCUGAUGGAGAAAAUCCAUAUGGUUCAAGAAAUUGUGCUCACGGUCCAGAACGUUCUAGAUGAAGUAGCGUGCAUAGGAGAAAGAGUAAAGAACACAUUCAACUGGUCAGUGCCCUUCUUGUCCUUCCUGGCCUCUGCAGUCCUGUUCACUGCUACUGCUGCACUCUACUACAUCCCUUUCCGCUACAUAGUCUUAUUAUGGGGUGUUCAAAAAUUCAGCAAGAAGCUCAUCUACCCGAAUGCAAUCGACAAUAACGAACUACUGGAUUUCCUCAAGAGGGUCCCGUCUGAUGUUCAAAAGGUGCAGUACAGCGAGCUGAGAACGGCUGGCACCCAGAGCGCGCAGAAGAAGAAGCGCUAGCGCCCAGAGCCCCAGCAGAGACUUUCGGGAUGAAAGGCGGCGGUUGAAAGUGGUGCUCUCUUGUUCAGGCCAGACUGCCCCCAUCUCACUUCCAGGGGCAGUCAAGUGGAGUCCCCUACCUCCUCCUCUGCCCCCAUAUUGGACCUCGUCUACCCCUUGGGGUGAGGCUGCUGCCAGCCUUUCCCCUGGCUCAGAGUGUGUAUGUUUGUGUGUGUGUGCUUCUCAGUGACUUGUAGGGCAACACAAGGAUCUGUUACACAUUCACAGACUGAAACAAACAAACCAAAAAUCCCACACACUGCUCGUGGUAUGUUAAAGCUGCAAGCUUCUGACAAACAACAUUCUUUGUUAACAUUUGGCCAUAGCUGCUAAGCAACAAUUUUUUUUAAACACACAAAUAGAAUUGUGUGUAGUUAUAUGUGUGUACAGUAUUUUCUAAUAUCGAUUAUCUCCACAUCUAUCCAGAUACUUUUAUAAGCAGAUGUUGCUGUCUUCUGAUUUUUUAAAAUAUUUCCGUCCAUACAGAGAAAUCUCUCAUUAAGAAAGUUAUCAACACACAAAAAAAUAUCAUAGGUGUAAUCCCAAAUUACACUAGGCAAUGGAUUCUAAAUCUAAGAUGAACAUUAUAUAUGCUCAUAUGUAGACAUAUUUAUUAUACAGUAUAUAUGUAGAAAGUAUUGUACUUCUUUUCUGGCCUGUGUAAUCAGGUCGAAGCACUUACAAAUGUUAGUCAAAUUAUUGAUAUGUGACAAUGUAACCAUUUUAUUUGACAUAAUAGGGGUAAGUGAGGCACAAACAUUGGGAAUGAAGUUUACAUACAUGAAGUUUUAAUAAAAGUAACAAAGACAAAAGACAUAAGAUAUAAAUACGUUGUGCCAUAACAAGUUAAAUUGUUACGAUAAGUUUUUUUAUAUAUCUCAGUUAUGUUUUUUACUCAUCUGCUUUAUUAUUUUAUUCACAUACACUAUUUACUGUGAGAGAUAUCCAGGCUUAUAGAUAUAUUAUAUUUAUUUAUAUAUAUAAAUAAAUGGUGGGAAACACAGUAACAGGUUAAUUGGGUAAACUUUUCUCAAUGUAAAUACAGUGACUACAUUCAGACGGAGUAUAAAUUACUGCUCAAAUUCUUGUUUGGAAAGUUUUUUUACACUUUCAUUGAAUAUUAUUUAUCAGUGUGACAUCAACAUAUCUAUGUAUGAGUUUUUUGUUCAUGUUUAAUCGUGUUUUAUUUUAUUUAUUGUAUUUUUAGUAAUGGGAAAGCCUCUGGCGAUGUUUCCAUAUGUUUUUUUUUUUUGUUUUGUUUUUGUCAAAGGUAUAAUGAGGUUGUUAUCCAAACCAUACAUUCACAUUAUUACAAUCACACUUACAAGUCCUCCUAUGGAUAUCAUGUAAAUAUAUUUAUAUAUUAUACUGUUAUUUUAUGCUACUACAUGUAUGUGAAGGUUGCUUAUCUUACAAUAUUAUUAAUAAUCUUGAUUUUUUUUUUUUCAAACAUUAAAACAUAUGUGGUUGUGUCUCAAUCCCAAAACAAAAUAUUGUCUAUAUAUCUAUGAUUAUUCACUGGAAGGACUCAAUUAGAGCUUCUACGUGUGGGUCAUUAUUGCUUGGCUAAAUUGCAUCUAAAAGAUACGUGGUUGUGUCUAGCUCCCCCCUAUUUACUACACUUAUAUUAUACUUAUGUAUGGAUUGAAAGGAAUUGUAAGAUGUUACCCUGCUUCUAUCUAUAUGUUUCAGGUAUUUGCACAAUGUGAAAAUGUGAAAAUACACAUCUAAAAAAUG